CUCUCUACUCGGGAAACAGUAUAUCGGGACAGAGUACCGGCAGCUGAAUCUCGUGGACUGGGGAGACACUUCAAUACCCCUGUAGCCGGUCCCACCUCAGAGGCCUUUUCCACCAUGUCCGACCUCAAAACCUACAUCAGCGACAAUGUUGUCAGAAUUCUCGGAUCUUCAGACAAUGCGACGGUGGAAUACGUACAGUCACUUGCCAUGUCCUCCAAAACUGUCAACGACUUAUACGGUGCCCUCCUCAACACUGGUCUCUCCGAAUCCGCCGAGAUCCAAGCUUUUGCUGCUCAGGUGCACUCCCUCGUUCCGAGAAAAGCAAAGCCUAAGUCCACAAAGAACGCAUCAGUGACGAAACCUCAGAAAUUCACACUUAUGCUGGACGAAGAUGACGACCUGAAAAGUUCACGUAAGAAGGAGAAGAAGAUUAAAGGGAAAGAGAAAGAAAGAGACAGAGAUGGAGGGGCUGUAAAGCUCAGCAGAUCGACAAGGAAGAGGGAGACCGACGGAAAUUGGGACGAUGCACCAGACGAAGAUCCAGAUCCCAAACGGGUCAGACUCGUCUCGCCACCACGAGACGAGCAAGAGAAUCUACUGCCGGAGGAGACAGAAGAAGAGAGGCUUGAGAGAGAACGAUUAGAGGAUCUUCAAGAGAGAGAUGCAUUUGCAGAACGGAUGAAGGAUAAAGAUCGAGAUCGGACCAAGAAACUUGUUACGGAUCGGUCGAGCAAGUCAGAAGGGGGGUUGGAAGCGACCAAACGAGCAGCUCUUGCGGACGACAGAGAGGCUAGAGAAGCGGUCAUUGAUGAUUUACGACUACGAUCACGUCAAGAAUAUCUCACAAAGCGUGAGCAGCAACGAUUAGACCUCCUGAAGCUGGAAAUCGAGGAUGAGAAGAUUUUGUUCAGAGAUCAGAAAAUGACCAAAAGGGAGAUAGAAGCAUACGAGAGGAAGAAAGAGUUGAUACGUAUCAUGGAAGCUCGACAACGGAUAGACGACGGGACAGAUGGUUAUAUGCUACCUGACGAUUAUAUCACCGAGCAAGGGAAGUUGGAUCGGAAGAAAAGACAGAAUGCUUUGUAUCAACGGUACGAGGAGAGUAAACCGGUGGAGGGACAAUUCGUCACGGACGUAGACCAGUGGGAGGAGAGUCAGCGGUACAAGACCGAUCUGAGAACAGGCGCCAUGGACAGGGAAGUGGUAGAGGAAGCUUAUGAUUAUGUCUUUGACGAGAGUCAAGGUAUCCAAUUCUUACAAGAAGGCAGAUUGGACGGGACUUUAACGGCGGAAGCUCAAGCGAUGCUGGACCAGAUCGUUGCUGCUGAGAAGAAAGCAAUGAGUAUUCAAGAGACCCGACAAUCAUUGCCUAUCUACGAAUUCCGAGAUGAAUUGUUGGAAGCGAUCGCCGAACAUCAAGUAUUAGUCGUCGUAGCUGAAACUGGGUCUGGUAAAACUACUCAGCUACCUCAAUAUCUUCACGAGGCAGGGUACACAAAAGGCGGGAUGAGAGUGGGUUGUACCCAACCUCGACGAGUGGCAGCUAUGAGUGUCGCCGCUCGUGUGGCGGAUGAGAUGGGUUCACGUCUUGGACAAGAAGUUGGGUAUUCGAUUCGAUUCGAGGAUAUGACGAGCGACAAGACGGUGCUCAAAUAUAUGACCGACGGCAUGUUGCUUCGAGAGUUUCUCACCGAUCCUGAACUAUCUACAUAUUCCGCCCUUAUCAUCGACGAAGCCCAUGAACGAACUCUUUCCACUGAUGUCCUCUUUGGUUUAGUCAAGGACAUUGCUCGGUUUCGACCUGAACUCCGACUACUCAUCUCCUCUGCCACACUCAACGCUCAGAAGUUCGCGGCAUUCUUCGAUGACGCACCCAUCUUCGAUGUUCCCGGACGACGAUUUCCCGUUGACAUGUUCUACACUCAACAGCCCGAAGCUAAUUAUAUUCAUGCAGCGGUGACGACCAUUCUACAAAUACACACCACUCAACCCAAAGGCGACAUUCUACUGUUCCUCACUGGACAAGAUGAGAUCGAGGCAACGGAAGAGAACCUCAAAGAGACCAUGUAUGCCCUUGGUGACAAGGUACCAGAACUCAUCAUCGCUCCUAUCUAUGCCAAUCUGCCAAGCGAAAUGCAAGCUAAGAUCUUUGAGCCGACUCCGGAAGGCGCGAGGAAGGUGGUUCUCGCUACCAACAUCGCUGAAACAUCUAUCACCAUCGACGGUGUGGUUUACGUGAUCGACCCCGGUUUUGUCAAACAAAACAAUUACAAUCCCAAGACCGGUAUGUCAUCAUUGGUCGUCGAGCCCAUCUCUCGAGCUUCUGCCCAACAACGGGCAGGGAGAGCAGGUCGUGUUGGUCCUGGAAAGGCAUUCCGAUUGUACACCAAAUGGGCGUUCAAAAAUGAAUUAUUACAAGAUACAAUACCGGAAAUACAACGUACCAACCUUGCCAAUGUCGUCCUUAUGUUGAAAAGUCUAGGUAUCAACGAUGUUCUCAAUUUCGACUUUCUUGAUAAACCUCCUGCCGAGACAAUCAUUCGAUCUUUCGAACUUCUCUACGCCCUCGGUGCUUUGAACCAUAAAGGCGAAUUGACUAGACUCGGUCGACGAAUGGCGGAAUUCCCAGUGGAUCCAAUGUUGAGCAAGGCCAUUAUCAACUCUGAAAAUUAUAAAUGCACACAUGAAGUGCUCACUAUCAUUUCAAUGUUACAAGAAUCCGGAUCACUGCUUUAUCGACCGAAAGACAAGAGAGUGCAUGCUGAUAAAGCACAUAAGAACUUUAUCAAACCCGGUGGUGAUCAUUUUACUUUGUUAAACAUCUUCGAACAAUGGGCGGACGCGAAUUAUUCUCAACAAUGGUGUUAUGAAAACUUCAUGCAAUAUAAGAGUUUGGUGAGAGUACGGGACAUUAGAGAUCAGUUGGCGGGAUUGUGUGAGAGGGUGGAAGUGAUAAUCGAAAGUUCACCGAAUGAGAUUAUACCAGUGCAAAAGGCAAUAACUGCGGGGUACUUCUACAAUACCGCACGUAUAGACAAAGGUGGUGGAUAUCGAACGACCAAAAACAAUCAUUCAGUCUAUGUCCAUCCUUCCUCUUGUCUCAUCGGGAUGCAACCGCCACCACGGUUCAUACUCUACUACGAACUCGUUCUCACUUCGAAAAAGUACAUGCGACAGUGCAUGCCUAUCGAAGGUACAUGGUUGUCGGAACUGGCACCUCAUUAUUUCAACAAGAGCGAGGUGGAACAGAUGAUGGGGAGUGCCGGAAAGGUCAAGAUGCCAAAACAGGUGGCAGAGCCGAAGGUUGGGCCAGUGCUGGCGUGA
This is a messenger RNA of Tremella mesenterica DSM 1558, 3324 nucleotides long. RefSeq lists its product as uncharacterized. Bases 115 to 3324 code for a protein of 1069 amino acids. Gene Ontology annotation, cellular component: intracellular anatomical structure; catalytic step 2 spliceosome. The transcript is spliced from 4 exons. The record is from RefSeq and is a predicted model, not a curated record. Gene Ontology annotation, molecular function: ATP binding; RNA binding. NCBI's taxonomy places the organism in Eukaryota, Fungi, Basidiomycota, Tremellomycetes, Tremellales, Tremellaceae.